GUGUCGUUCGUUGCGGAAGCGUUUCUUCUCCAGGGAUUUGAAUCCUGUCUCCUGUUUGCAAAGUGGGAGGGGAUAUUUCUGCAGAAAGAGCUGGGCAAAGGCGAAAGCGAGAGGAAAAGCAAUCGACACAAUUGCAAAGUGUACCACUGUACCUAUAUAGCAGGGGCGCGGUCUGCUUCCAAGAAGCCGGGGGAUGCCGUCACGAGGCAAGAAAAGAGCCAGAGGGCCCUUAAAAGCUACCAAAGAACCUGACUUGAAAGUGGCCAAGUCUGAGACCCCAGAGGAGGGAGAGGUCCCAGCAGUGGUCAAAAAGUCUGGAAAGAUCAAUCCUGGGAAAACCUCUGCAGGAAAAGCCAGCGCAGAACAGGAGGGGGACAAGAAAACCUACGCCCAUUGGCUGAUGAAAUCUGAACCGGAGAGCAGGCUGGAGAAGGGAGUCGAUGUAAAAUUUGGCAUUGAAGAUUUAAAAGCGCAGGCGAACCAGACAGCAUGCUGGGAUGGUGUCAGGAAUUACCAGGCACGGAAUUUCUUGAGAGAGAUGAAAGUUGGGCAGACGGCCUUUUUCUAUCACAGUAACUGCAAAGAGCCUGGGAUCACUGGCAUCAUCAAGGUGGCGAAGGAGGCCUACCCAGACCACACCCAGUUUGAAAAGAAGGAUCCUCAUUACGACGCUUCCAGUUCCAAAGAAAAUCCCAAAUGGUGGAUGGUGGACGUCCAGUUUGUGCGAAUGACAAAGCGCUUCCUCCCCCUGGCAGAACUGAAGCUUCACCACCAGGCACACAAAACCUCUGGAGGCCCCCUGAAAGACAUGGCCCUCUUCACCCGCCAGAGACUCUCGGUACAGCCUCUAACUACGGAAGAAUUUGAGUUUGUCUUGAGCCUGGAAGAGGAGAAGCCCCACUGAGAACUGACAUCAGUCCUGAAUCGCGCGCUACAGACUUGGCUGACCAGUUACCGAUUUGCUCCUGCAAAACCUGGUCGCUUUACACUGGCAGACAAGGGCGAUCUGGAAUUGCACCAAAGCCAUGUUAUCAUUAGAGGUUAAGGUGGUUGUUGUUGUUUUUUAAAAAAAAUAAAAGCAU
Messenger RNA from Gekko japonicus, 1082 nucleotides. It is a transcript of the gene THYN1, whose product is annotated as thymocyte nuclear protein 1. The record is from RefSeq and is a predicted model, not a curated record. The transcript has 8 exons. The coding region runs from base 194 to 904 and encodes 236 amino acids. Gene Ontology annotation, cellular component: nucleus. Lineage: Eukaryota; Metazoa; Chordata; Lepidosauria; Squamata; Gekkonidae.